Messenger RNA from Lytechinus pictus (painted urchin), 6248 nucleotides. Its product is annotated as short transient receptor potential channel 5-like. Gene Ontology annotation, cellular component: plasma membrane; cation channel complex. Gene Ontology annotation, biological process: calcium ion transmembrane transport; regulation of cytosolic calcium ion concentration. The record is from RefSeq and is a predicted model, not a curated record. The coding region runs from base 771 to 3479 and encodes 902 amino acids. The transcript is spliced from 14 exons. Gene Ontology annotation, molecular function: store-operated calcium channel activity; inositol 1,4,5 trisphosphate binding; protein binding. Lineage: Eukaryota; Metazoa; Echinodermata; Echinoidea; Temnopleuroida; Toxopneustidae.
GAUUUUUGUUGAACUCUUUUCUCGCUUUGUGCCGGCUGCUGGUACUUCCAGCGGCAUGAUUGAUAAACAUUGCUCGAUUAUGAUUAUUAGGCGGAGCUCGGUUUAUACCUUUGUAUCAGACCCAUUUAAUAUAACGAUCAGUUGUAUAAAGCUUCGUGUGAAAAGCUUCACAGAAUUUUGUCAGAUUCGUGGAUGAUAUAAAGAGAUAAUUCUUGUUAUGGAUACUAGUAUACUGAGAAAUGACAUGACUACAAUGUGGUUUGUGCGGCUGACGUGUUUAGAUGUGUACGACUAUAAUGGAUACCUGCAAUAUUAAUGUUGGCGAAACGUUUUCUCCGAGGUAGAGAUCAAUUCGACGUUGGAUCAUGGGUCCAUGAUUGGAUUAAAGGAACCCUCUUAAAUCUUUGAUCGACUGAGAUAUGUUGUUGUUCACUGGAGACAAGUGCAAAUCUACAUCGAUGAUAAUGCAAUGUCUAUCAGUUCCAGUUAUAUGUGCCAUUCUUCGCUCGUGAAGGGGUUUAAUCAUGGAAUGUAAACAACAGAAAAUAUUGCACUGUUUUACGCCGCCUCAAUUUGUCAAGUGAAUGAAUAGACCUCAAAGGGAGUUUAAUACACAUUAUUAAAAGAACUGGAAACAAUUAUGAACUUGAUCAUCAAUUGAUUUGUAGAGGGCUGUCAUAUUUCUUCAUUUUUCCUGAGGAAGAGGCCUCUAAAUAAGUCUUUGGAGUAAAAAGCAGUAUAAAGCAGGGAAAAGCAGACAACUGGCAAAUAUGACAUUCAAGAAAUUUUAUCGGCAGAAGCUAUUUGAGGCCGUCGAGUCGAUGGAUCUCUUGCUCGUAAAGACGUUCCUCUCUAGACCAGAUGAUUUGGGAUUGGACUGGAACUACAGAGACAAGAACGGUCGGUCCGUCUAUGCACACGCCAUCAAGAUUGGUAUAACUCAAAUGGUAGCGACGUUUAUCAACCAUGAAAUCCCGCUUGGCGAUGCUUUACUAAGGGCAGCUGAUUUCUGUAUGGUUGACAUAGUAUGUUACAUCUGUGCAUAUGCUGAAACGUUGGGCAAGAACCAGCGGAAUGCCAUCAUCGAUUGUCAUUGUGAAAAUGAUGAUUACCACAAGUUUACCACCCCUCUUAUGGCUGCAGCACACAAGAAUAACUUCUCAGUUGUAAAGAUUUUACUCGACGCUGGGGCUGUUUUAAAGGAGCCUAGGAUAAAGCAUAUACAACCAGACCUCACAGGUACCGCCAUUGUUCUCAUGACCUACCGAGCUAUAGCAACUGAAGCUUACCUGGUGCAGGCGUUCAGCGACCCACUCGAUGUCGCCUUCGGGCUAGGUCGACGACUACGCGAGCUCGCCGGUCGAUGGGAGGAUGCGAGCGAGCAAGUGCUGAAAAUAGUGGACCGCGUGGAGCAAUUCGCUGCUGAUUUUGUGGGCCAGGCGAAUUAUUCGAGCGAGGUAAGAUCUAUCUUGAAGUUUACACGAAGUGAGAGCAAGCAUCCCGUUGCUAAGGUCAGAGCAGCCAUGAAGGCCUACCAGAAACCGUUCGUCAUACACCCUUUCACGCAGAGCGUCCUUAGCGACAGCUACUACGACGAAAUGAAGGGAAAGAGCGCCACCUUUUCUUUCAUCAUCGCUUUACUCGCGAUCGUCUGCUAUCCAUUUCUAUCUUUCGCCUUUUUACUUUACCCUACUGAAAUUCUACAAAGAUUUUUGAAAAUACCGAAUAUCAAGCUCUACAUGAACAUGGGCUCGGAUUUAACACUGAUGUCAUGUGUGAUAGCGCUGGUGCUGUGUGACUAUUCAACACAUCCCAUCAUAACAUUGUUUCUCGAGAUCACGAUCUUCAUCUUCUGUAUAGGAAUAUCUGGCAAACACGCGAAAUUCAUCUAUAAACAAGGUCUGGAAAAAUUCUGCUCCUACCCUCUCUCAAUUCUGGACAGUUUAAUGGUGAAGAUCUGCUACACAACACUCUAUGUGGCCUGGAUUGGGAGACUCAUCGACAUGUAUGACCAGCGAAUUAUGCAAAGGUACGUGAACCCAUUCCAAGAGGCUCAACCCGUCAUGGCACCAUCAACAGUGAACAAUUCGAACAUGAGAAACUUCGACGCAGAGUCCAACAUCGCUUUAAGUGACGUCACACCUACUUGGCUCUUUGCAUCGUGGAACGAACCGCGAGUAGUUUCGCAUACUCUCUACAGCGUCGUCGCGCUCGUCUGCGUGGUGCGAACAUUUUACGUUCUCAGCGUCAACCAUGUCGGUAUCUUCGUCGUCGCCAAGUCGGUGAUCGGCAUGGGCGCCGAUGUCCUGCGCGUCGGAGUAUUCUUCGUCUGUGUCAAUGUAGCCUUUGGAGUUGGAAUGACACAGGCUUCCAGGUAUCGUCUGCAUACUGCACGCGCUGAAUGCGCCGUAGAAGGAAGCCUGCCGAGCGAUUGCCCCAAAACACCAUUUCAUAGUAUUCCACAGUCCUUAUUGAACCUCUACUGGGUUCUCUACAACAUAUUCAAGAAUCCUGAUGCGGGCACCAGCUUGCGACCUGGCGAUUCCUACACCCUCUUCCUUCCCGCCUUCAUUCUGAUGGCGUACACCUUCAUCGCGGUCAUUGUCCUCCUCAAUCUCCUCAUCGCAGUAAUGACGUCACGAUAUUCCAAAGUGGAGCAAAAUGCUGAUCGUGAGUGGUUGUUCUUUCGUACUCAACUUUGGAUGAGUUUUAUCUCCGAUGAUAUCACGUUGCCACCUCCAUUUAACAUACUGCCCUCUGUCGACAAAGUCUGGAGAACAAUACAAGCCUGUUGCUGUCCAGCUCGCGGUAAAAAAAUUAAAGAAAAGACGAAGUCUCACAAGAAACAGGCCUUAAAGUCAGCUGUGCAGGAGUAUAUCUAUUCUCAGAAAAUGAUGAGAGCACUGAGAGAUCGUUUUGUGAAGAGUCGGGAGAAUAGUCUCCAGCAGAAGUCGGAAGUCGGAGGAAAACGACCCCUUCUUGGUCUUGGACGAACCGAUCUUCUAGCCUUCCGGAACGAGUGGGCUGACCUGAGGCAACAGGUAUCUGUAGCGGAACGCGAUCUCCAAACUAUGCUACAACAGUCAACGCAAUUGAUAGCAGCAUUAAAGGAGAAAAUCGAACUCAUCACCCACGUCGAAAGGAGACAUGUUUCCAGCUCGUUCGACAUCGACGGCAUUUACGAUUCCUUCCCGGUGAUCGAAAACUCACUCAAACAAGUCGAAAACCUGAUGGAAUCCUUGCGCACUCUCCCAGCCAAAGAGCUACUGAAGCCAGUCAAGGAAAGUCCUGUGGAGGUGGAGGUGGAGGUGGAGGAGGAGGAGGAGGAGGAGAAAACGGAAGAAGAAAUCAAAGUCGAGACCAAAAAAGAAAUAGUGAAGGCGAUGGCGAGGGCAUACGAGCUCGGUCGACGACCGGAAGACGACGAGGAGCUAAUGGAGAAACUUCGGCAGUAUCGAAAACGUUUCGAGACGAGCUAAAAUAACUUGAAAUUUAGUUGCAUAUCGCAUUGAGGUUUAAUAAACCAAUGGGUUGGUCUGCGGACUUCGAAUUCAAGUACCAGGUGCGAUUUUUUAUCUCAAAAACUCUUGGACUUGUAUUUUUGUCAGAGUCUUGUCUCAAUUUUUAAUUAAAAUAACCUCUGAAACAUCGUUCUAGGCGAGACUAGAUCCUGCGCCCGUGAACUCGACUGCAAGAUCCCUCGACUCCAGGUCUCUCGGAGAGGACCUUAAGCCGUCGGUCCUUUGGUUGGUUGCUUGCUUACAAGCAUUCAUGCUUUCCUAGCAUCAGGUAAAAAAAUCUCCACCAAAUCUCCAAAGAUUGGUUACUGAUUGAGCCACACUAAUCAUGCUAAUCGAGCUGAUCUAUGGGUCGAAAAUUACAAUAUAUCCUACCGUUUCGUGUUCCAUAAAUAUUCAUGAGAAGUAGUCUUACCUGUCAUUCUUAGUGCUCUCUCGCGUCGGGUAUGCAAAUACGGACGAAUUAAAAAAAGAAAAUCGCGUCUGGGGUUCCAAUUAUCGUAUAUGAAGAUAUGAAGGUACAGUUUGGCCAUUCAUAGCAUAUGUGAAACGGGUUAUCCCUACAAUAUAUGUUAUAUAUUUUGUAUUACAUUAGUUGUUAUGUUGUAAUCGUUUGAUCAUUAAAUCUAUAUUUUGUUUAUAUUUACGUAUUUUUAAUCGUGAAUAAUACCAAACCAAAGUACAUCCCGCCGCAGUACUCACCUCAUGUGGCAAGGCGUUUAUAUAUAUUUGCCAUUCUCCAUCCGGUAGCGGUAGGAAGGAAUUAAUCGAGUGUUCGAACACUAAACUAGUGGGAAAUCAGUUAUGUGUCCAAACGAAACUUACAAUAUUGGUGUGUAGAGGCAUCAGGGAGAGGCUUAGAUAAAAUACAGGUUUCAUUCUUUAAUCAUAUAUAUAGUAUUAAAAAAAAUGUAUUAUGAAUAUUCUUUGUAUUUUUUUAUAUUUAACUUCCGUACCUGUAAAUUCACCUGAAGUAACGACGUUGAGCAUGUUGAGGUAAAAGUAAUGUAUUUAAAUAUGAUGUAUAAGAUAUCUUAUAAGUCAAUCCCCUAGGCCUUUUUAACGUUUAAGACUACUAUCAUUCAUUAGAUACCAUACAAGAUAAUUCAACCCAAAUGAAUUAAUGUGCCAUAUAACGUGAGAAAAUGUUUUUGAUGAACAAACUGGUGCCAAGCAAACUGCCAUGAGACACACCAAAAUAAACAUCUUGCAUAUUGGAAAACAUGGUACGUAUUCAUCAUUAUUAAUAAUUUAGAUAAAUUAAUGAAUGUGCUCUUUGCAGAAAAUACAGAAUAACAAUCAUGUUGAUCGCGAAUUCAUCUCACUAGAAUGUACUUUAAUAAAUUAUCAAUUGUUGCAUUGAUCAUGUUAUUCAAUGUGCUAACACAGGGGAAAAACAUAAUCUUUGGAAUACUUACCGCACUUUUACUUCAAGCUUUCGAAGACAAUCUGUUAUUUACAAUGUAAGAAGAUAAAAGAGAAAAUAGAUGAAUAAAAGGAAAGAAACCACACAAAAAAAGAAUAGUGCAAAAAAGGAGCCCUGGAUAUUUCAACUCUACAAUACCCCUACAAUUCAAUGGAGAUGAGAUAUUACGUCAAAUUUCCCUUUAUCAAAGUAUCCUGGUGCUGCCCCCCCCCCCCCUUGGUCUCCAAUUUGGUGAAACAACUUUUGCUCCGGGCUUUAAUUCGUCUAAGAUAUAGGGUUAGGAUUAGGAUAGGGUAUAAAGUUAAAUCCAGGUUUGAAGUUGGUCAUUCCAUUAGUGUGUGAAAUUUACAGCGGAGCAAUUGUCGCCGGAGAAAAUGUCAUAGAACCCUCUGAUUUUGCUUCGAUUUGCAAUCUUAUAAAAUACUCACACUCUUCAGUACACAAGGACCUCCAUCCUCACAGUUUCUCUGAUUGAAUCCCUUUUUAGUCUGGACAAUAUAUUAUAUUGUCCAGAAUAAGAAGUUGAAUACGUUGAAUAAAUGCAAUUAAGACUUGUCAAAAAAUGUCCACGAGCUUUAAAUUACUUUGAAUGUAUACCACCUGAUGUUAAUUAACAUGCCGCGAUGGGUCUUCUACUCUUUUCAAUUUAUUUCCUCAUUUCAUUCACAAUUCUUUAUUCGCUCAGCCUAAUUAAUUCAUAGGCGUUAAAACAUCAAUAUUGUCAAUUAGUGAGGAUGCGUGCACCAGUUGACUGUUUCGCUUACAAUUUGAACAUUUGGCUAAAAUACCGCUUUAGAUUAUGUUUCGAACUUUCCGCUUUCCCUUCAUCAUCGGUGAGGGGGGGGGGGGGUCACAACGGUUACGUCUUUCUUGAUUCUUGAUAUCACACUUGAUAUCACAUUCUUUUGCCACAUGUAACUCUACCACUGAUCAUAACACUGAUCAGUGAAAAAGAAGAGUUAGAUAGAGAGAGAGAGAGACGAAGGUUAAAUAAAAGUAAAGAUGAUGAAAAUGAAAAACUAUGAUGAAGGUGAUUAAAAAGUAGAAGGGGGGGGGAUGAAGAAACAGAUUUUAGUUGUUAUUGAAAUAGAUGACCACCAUUACGGAAUACAUUCUUUGAUAAUCUUCCCUCACACAUAUUUAACUAUUUUUCUUAUAUAACGCAUAAAGUACAACCGAAUCAUUAAAGAGAAGAGAAUGAUAUAUGCAACGUUUUAAAUCAUUUAUUUGAUUAAUUCAUAACGCUAUCUAUACGUACUCAGGAACAGAAUAGAAUUAUCACAUGCUAUAUAUUAAAGAGUAUU